ACUGGGCGCCCGCGGGGGUGGGCUGGGGGGUGCUGCUGAUCAGUUAGCAGCACCCCGCCUUCCCCAUCCCCCUUUAGACUCCUAGAGGAGUCUCCUAGGGAGAUGACAAGAGAUGCUUAAAUAGUACUCUGACAUUUAGUGCAAGUGGUAAACGGCUUUUCCUUCUGCAAAGCGCUGCGAUCUAUCUGCUCAGCAGCAGAACACUCUCUGGACUUCGACAUGGCAUCCUCCAAGAAGGUUACUCUCUCAGUGCUCAGCAGGGAGCAGUCGGAAGGGGUUGGAGCGCGGGUCCGCAGAAGCAUUGGCAGACCCGAGUUAAAAAAUCUGGAUCCGUUUUUACUGUUUGAUGAAUUUAAAGGUGGCAGACCAGGUGGAUUUCCUGAUCACCCACAUCGAGGUUUUGAAACAGUAUCUUACCUCCUGGAAGGGGGCAGCAUGGCCCAUGAAGAUUUCUGUGGGCACAUUGGUCAGAUGGACCCAGGAGACCUGCAGUGGAUGACCGCGGGCCGGGGCAUUCUGCACGCCGAGAUGCCUUGCUCAGAGGAGCCAGCCCAUGGCCUCCAACUGUGGGUUAAUUUGAGGAGCUCAGAGAAGAUGGUGGAGCCUCGGUACCAGGAACUGAAAAGUAGAGAAAUCCCUAAACCCAGUAAGGAUGGUGUAACAGUUGCUGUCAUUUCUGGAGAAGCCCUGGGAAUAAAGUCCAAGAUUUACACUCGCACACCCACCUUAUAUUUGGACUUCAAAUUGGACCAAGGAGCAAAGCAUUCCCAGCCUAUUCCUAAAGGGUGGACAAGCUUCAUUUAUACCAUAUCUGGAAAUGUGUAUAUUGGGCCUGAUGAUGCACAAGAAAAAAUAGAACCUCAUCACACAGCAGUGCUGGGGGAAGGUGACAGUGUCCAGGUGGAAAAUAAGGAUCCUGAGAGAAACCACUUCGUCUUAAUUGCUGGGGAACCAUUAGGAGAACCAGUUGUCCAGCAUGGUCCAUUCGUGAUGAACACCAAUGAAGAGAUUUCUAAGGCCAUUCUUGAUUUCAGAAAUGCGAAAAAUGGGUUUGAAAGAGCCAAAACCUGGAAAUCAAAGAUUGGAAACGGGUGAAAAGCACAAGAGCAGAUCUCGACGCUUUCUAAAAUCUUGCCGUUUGUGGCAUCCAUCUGUUCAAUGCAUUCAAUUUCCAAAGCUGACUUAGCUGGUUUUCUAGCUUCUAAGGAAUUCCACACUAAAGUGAUAACAUGGUUUUUAUAGGAAUGCACAUGAGAUAUUUCCUGGCACAUGCAAAUAAACCUAAUUGUUGCUUUUU
Molecule: messenger RNA, 1297 nt
Organism: Diceros bicornis minor
Lineage: Eukaryota; Metazoa; Chordata; Mammalia; Perissodactyla; Rhinocerotidae
Gene: PIR
Product: pirin
Exons: 10
Coding region: 220-1095 (291 amino acids)
Biological process (GO): monocyte differentiation
Cellular component (GO): nucleus
Molecular function (GO): quercetin 2,3-dioxygenase activity
Source: RefSeq, a predicted model, not a curated record